UUUUUUCUUUUUUUUUUUACUUGUGUCCGUCGCACGUUAUCGUAAUCCCGUGACGUCUCUUCGGCGAUAAAAAAAUUCAUCGAUUGAUACUCAUUAAUAACGAUUGUGCUUAGACGCGUGCACCAUCAUAUUCAGAGGAAUGUAUAAAGCGCAACGAUAUUUAGUCAAUCUAACUGCGUACGAUCAUAGAAAUGCGCCGUAUAGUAGCACGGGAAUUGCGUUUAUAUAAUGUUUGUCGCUGAGGAAGAAUUGAUAAGACCAAGUGGAUUCGUUAAGACAUCGAAGGCAAACGGUUCGCAGUGAGGCGUACGCUGCCUUGGCUUCUUGUUAACAAACUGUUAAACAGCAGUUCCUUAUACAAUCCUGAUUUUAUAUAUUGCAUUUCGAAGCGCAAGAGACGUAUCGUAUCGCGUGAUAAUAUCCUCUGCUAGCUAAUCCGUGCAACAGAGAAAGACCGGUGAAAGAAGUCGGUUCAGUACAUUGCGAUAUCCAUUUUUUUUUUCACUUAAGAAACACGAUUUGUUCAUUAUCGACUUAAGAAACAUCAUCGUACACAUUUGAUGGAGAAAGUUAAUUACAUCUGACGCCUUGACUUCGUGUUCUAAGUUAAGAAAAGAAUUAUUAAUGUAAACGUAAUCACGACGUUCCGUCUGUUCCUUGUCUCCAUAACAGAUUAACAUGGUGGCGAAGUAUAGAUGGCAAGGAGAAAGAGGAAUAAAAAAAUUGUCCAAACUCUGAAAAUCAGUCAGCCAGAUGACAGCAAGGCUCAUAUGCCUUAUCGCACAUUGAUUUAGAGCUGUUUUUCUUGUUAUCUUUAAGUUGCUCUGAGUUGAAUAUUUCUCAUUGGAUACUGCUGUUCCAGAAAAUGAGACCUAACUCAUUCUCCUUUUCUUUAAUUGUCACGGGAUAGCGUGUUGGAGUGCGUCACGACGUAUCGAGAUCAUCGCCGGUUAAAUCACAUACCAAUAGUAUUUAUACUGAGUAUGAAUUCAAAUUGGAAAACAAUCGCGUUAUCUAUUCAGAGUUUUGUCGGACGUCUAUCUUGUAGUUUCUAAAUUUUUCUUUGUCUUCCGUUAUCGUGGUUAUCCGCGACUGUGACUUCUCCAGUGAUAGACGCUCCCGAAAAGAGCUCCGGCGAACUGUAAUGACAGUGUGGUGGUACUUAGGCAACCUCGAGAACAAAGGAAGUGCCAAAAGAAACAAAGGAGGAUGCCAGCCACGUUAACGUAUCCCAUAUACGCCGGCAUUGAGCAACCGCCUCCUAGACGAAGAGCCAACACCUGGAAUGCACGAAGAAGAUCAUCUGCGAUUCAGGAACACGCAGCUGCUCGUCUAGGACGUCUCUCUUUGGUAGAGUCUCCGAGAGAUGAGGCAACAAACAGGCUGAGGUUAAAAGUCAUAGCAGGACACCAGCUUGCCAAGAAGGAUAUUUUUGGAGCAAGCGAUCCGUACGUACGAGUCGACUUGAACACCAUAAAUGGCGACGAAACGGUGGAUUCGGCCCUUACGAAAACUAAAAAGAAGACACUCAAUCCUGUGUGGGAGGAGGAAUUUAUUUUUCGAGUGAAGCCAGCCGAGCAUAAACUGGUGCUACAAGUGUUUGAUGAAAACCGAUUGACACGGGAUGAUUUUCUUGGAAUGGUGGAGCUGACUUUAAUAAAUUUACCGAAAGAACAAGAAGGACGGGACAUUCCUGCUAAACAGUAUAUUCUACGACCGCGUAGUAAUCAUUCCAGUCAGCGAUCCAGAGUCAAAGGCACCUUGGAGGUCUACCAUGCAUACAUAUCGGAUUCCCCAGGGAUAGACACGGGAGAGGGUGAGAAUGCUCCAGAUUCUGGCGGUUGGGAAUUGUUGGAACAACCAACCCCAACAUCAAACAACAGUCCCGUCGAGCAACCCGCAGAGGCUGUUUUGGUAAACGGUCCUUUACCGCCAGGUUGGGAAGAGAGGCAGGAUGCAAAUGGCCGAACGUAUUACGUCAAUCACGUAGCUCGGUUCACGCAAUGGGAAAGACCAACAGUCACGAAUGUGGCGAGGGUGGAUGGUGUUACACAUGAGCAACGAAAUUUGGAUACAGCUGCUACUGAAUUCCAGAGACGAUUUCACAUUAGCGUAGAUGACGCAGAAAGUAGACACAGUAGAACAUCCGCUAUUAGUCAGCAUGGCUACCUGGCUGAAUGUGAUGACCAGAGUGACGACAACGUAGACAGUCCUGCAGGUUCCAGGAGAUCAUCGGAGCAGAUUGAAAGCCCUAAGGUACCCACUGUGCCAGCACCCAAUGGAGAUGGUUUACCACCAGGGUGGAGUAUGCAGCUAGCUCCAAAUGGCCGAAUGUUCUUCAUCGAUCACAACGAACGUGCCACCACUUGGGUAGAUCCUCGAACAGGCAGGGCUAGUCCUAUGCCUAGUCAUAAUGCACCGUCAGCUACCCCUAGGAGUGAUCUUGAUCAGCUGGGACCACUUCCUGAGGGUUGGGAAGAACGUGUCCAUACGGACGGCCGUAUAUUCUUCAUAGAUCACAAUACAAGAACAACACAAUGGGAAGAUCCUCGAAUGUCCAAUCCACAGAUUGCUGGUCCGGCUGUACCUUACUCAAGGGACUACAAACGCAAAUACGAAUAUCUCAAAUCUCAAUUAAGGAAGCCUAGUAACGUACCAAACAAAUUUGAGAUUAAAGUGGGCAGAACGAACAUUCUGGAGGACUCGUACCGUAUAAUCAGCUCAGUAAACAGGGUGGAAAUUCUCAAGACAAAAUUAUGGGUAGAAUUCGAAGGCGAAGUUGGAUUAGACUACGGUGGUCUUGCAAGAGAAUGGUUUUUCCUACUUUCCAAGGAAAUGUUCAAUCCGUACUAUGGACUCUUCGAGUAUUCAGCAAUGGAUAAUUAUACACUUCAAAUUAAUCCCUUCUCGGGCGUCUGUAACGAGGAGCAUCUCAACUAUUUCAAGUUUAUUGGGCGUAUAGCCGGAAUGGCAGUUUACCACGGAAAGUUACUAGACGCCUUUUUCAUAAGACCCUUCUAUAAGAUGAUGCUGGGCAAGACAAUAGACCUGAAGGACAUGGAGAGCGUCGAUUCAGAAUAUUACAAUUCUCUCCUCUGGAUAAAGGAAAAUGACCCCAGCGAAUUGGAGUUGACCUUCUGCGUAGACGAGGAGAGUUUCGGACACACCUCCCAGAGGGAGCUUAAGUUAAACGGUGCGAACAUUCCUUUAACGGACGAGAAUAAAGAUGAGUACAUAAGCCUUGUGAUACAAUGGAGGUUUGUCUCACGAGUCCAAGAUCAGAUGAACGCCUUCCUCGAGGGUUUCAAUGCCCUCGUACCACUGACCCUGGUCAAGAUCUUCGACGAGAACGAAUUGGAACUUCUCAUGUGUGGUAUCCAGCAUAUAGACGUUAAAGAUUGGAAGCAGAACACCCUCUAUAAGGGUGACUAUCACGCUAAUCACAUAACCGUCCAGUGGUUUUGGCGUGUUGUACUGUCAUUCAGUAACGAGAUGCGAGCAAGGUUGCUUCAGUUUGUUACUGGAACGUCCAGGGUGCCGAUGAACGGUUUUAAGGAGUUGUACGGCAGCAAUGGACCCCAGUUAUUCACCAUUGAGAAAUGGGGUACUCCGAAUAACUAUCCCCGAGCUCAUACAUGCUUUAAUCGCAUCGAUCUACCACCUUACGAAAGUUAUCAGCAGCUGCGGGACAAGCUGAUAAAGGCGAUCGAGGGUUCGCAGGGAUUCGCAGGGGUUGAUUAGCGCGAGAUACCCUUUUUCAUGAUGAUACCUGUAAUAUAAUGUACAUACGUAGGAAGAGAGAGAAUGAAGUAUAUAUAUAUUCACACAUAUAUAUAUACAUAUAUAUGUAUAUACGUCUAUGUGCACGGACACACGCGACACCCGCUCACGCAUUUAUCCUCACAAUGGCGACAUUACGUUAACACGGAUUACGUAACAUGAACUCACGUAGUAUAAACGUAAAAAAUAAGGCGGCGUUAUGAGGACACGUAGGAUUGUGAUACGUGACGUCACAAGCAACGAAGCGAUCCUCGUGUAUUCCAUUGUGAAAAUCUACGAGGAUCUCACGCAAAAUUCAUUUGGGGAAUUUUUUCUCCUAUCAUUGGCUUUGCUUUUUCUACGGUUUCUCCAUUUUCUUUUUGUCUCUUAACGUUCUGCUGUGUCCUCCCGUUUGUCUCACUGUCGGUUUGUCCUGUUCUGUCUGUCUGCAUAUCUCUCCGUGUUCUUUCUCCCCUAAUAUGAUACGAGAACGGCGCGCGCGUUACGCUUCUCCGUAGAAUGAACUUCGGCCCUUCCGUCCUUUCUUCGUGUUUCUGUUUUCUCGAACGCGAGGCAAGACUUUUUGCGCGCACUAGUUGUACAUAAAAAAUUUAUAAAAAGAAUAAUAAUUCGCAGGAUAGCGACGCCCGCAUUCGGCUGUUGUAAUUGUAUUGCGCAGUACCCUGAGCUAGAGACGCUUUUCGCUUUCACGACGGAACGAAAGAAACGCGCGCCAUUUUUAAUUCGUGAGUUGUAUGAUGAUUAGCGAUGGCAGAGAGGAAUACGUAUUUAUUGAAUGAGAAGUCGCAGAAUUGUGAACGGUGUAAGAAAAGAAGCGACGUAAUUAGGAAUCGUGGCUCGCCCUUUACUUUAUAUUUACUUUUUUGGCUUUGAUAUAAUUUUUCGAAAAACUUGUUAUUACUCUCGCUCUGCUGAUUUUUACAUAGACGAGCACGCAUUGCACUGUUAUGACUAUUCGCUUAACUGUCCGGCCAAACCCUUAUUUUUUUUCUCUUCAAUGAACUUCGCCCUAGGAUACAAUAUAGUAUUUAUCGUAGCCGCGUAUCAAGGCUAAUGAAUGAUUUUUCGUUAUAAGACAAAGUGUCGAUUGAUUAAUUAAUCUCUCAGGGGAAGGAUGGAUUUAUUGAUAAAUUACUGACGAUACGUGAAAAUAUUUUGCGUGAAGGACGUUAACAUUCCAUCCUGACUUUAUGUAUAUUUCGUUAUUUUCUAAUCAAUGAAAAAAUACGUCCCCCACGUUGACCACGUAAUGUCUUAAAGAUUAUAGAGAGAACAAAGCGAAUACAUCUAAUUAUACGCGUAAACGCUUGUUACACUUCCGUCCUUUAACAGUUUGCGAUUUGGCGACACUUUGCAUAUCUUCUACACAUGUCUUUCUUUUAUCUCUCCACUCUACUCAGGAAACUACUUCGUUUUACUCUGCUUCUUUACUCACAGUCCCAUUUACCGCUUUCUCUUCUAUCUUCGUACGGAUUCUUCUGCAAUCUAAGAAGGAAAGAGAGUACUAUACCUAUACUAUAAGAAAAACCUUAAGAUAUACUUCUAGGAAAGACUUUAGAGGCCACUAGGGCACGUACUAGGUUGUAUCCUUUGAGCCACCGCCGUCUCUUUUUAUUCCCAAUUGCAAAGGAAAUAGCUAAAGACGUGUGUCUGUUGGAUUUUCUAAUGUUUUCUUUGGAUUUUUAUUCAAUACGGAAUGACCUGUUGGUCGAACGAAAACUUUAUCGGGUUAGAAUUAUGGCGAUAUAAGUUUUAUUGAAAAAAUCAGGUAAACUUUUUGCUUCGACAUGCGUGUAAAUAUCAUGGAAUGUAGGGAGGAACGUGGAUUAAGAUCAGAGGAGGUGGUGGAGGAUGAAAAAGAAUAUUAAAGAAAAAUAAAAUGAAAUAAAAGAAUGAAUAAGACAAAGGAUGUAUAAUAAUAUUAAGUAGAGGGACUUUCCAGGGUCCAUCGACUGCGCCUGUAAAGCUAUUGAUGAAUUGAUGUUUGAGUGUCCAUAGGAAUCUAAAUUAUUACAUUAUUACUAUUUACUAUGUUAAUAAUGAUAAUAUGGUGACGUUUCGGAGCACGCAUAUAGUGCAUUAGAUAUUGUAAUAAAUUAAGCUAAGGCUACGAGAUGAUGAUGCUGAUUUCCUUCUUAUAUGCAACACAUAUUAUGUUACGCGAGAAUGAAGCAUACGCAAAUAAAAGUAUAUUGGAAAUUAUAAGAGAA
Cephus cinctus (wheat stem sawfly) is the source of this 5990-nucleotide messenger RNA. It is a transcript of the gene Nedd4, whose product is annotated as E3 ubiquitin-protein ligase Nedd-4. Gene Ontology annotation, biological process: ubiquitin-dependent protein catabolic process; regulation of dendrite morphogenesis. The record is from RefSeq and is a predicted model, not a curated record. The coding region runs from base 1210 to 3741 and encodes 843 amino acids. The transcript has 14 exons. NCBI's taxonomy places the organism in Eukaryota, Metazoa, Arthropoda, Insecta, Hymenoptera, Cephidae. Gene Ontology annotation, molecular function: sodium channel inhibitor activity; ubiquitin protein ligase activity; protein binding.